Molecule: messenger RNA, 348 nt
Organism: Prorocentrum cordatum
Lineage: Eukaryota; Dinophyceae; Prorocentrales; Prorocentraceae
Source: the annotation of a GenBank genome assembly
AUGGCUACCAGUACUGGGGGGAAUGAUUACUGGGACCCGGUCUGUGGAUACGAUGGCGUGACCUAUUCGAAUUCGUGCGAGGCCGAUUGCCACGCAAAUGGCUACCUGUUCUGGGGGGAGUGCCACACGUUGUCCUGCGAUGCGUGUGCAGACUCGAACCGGGAUUGUGAAGGUUACGCCGCUUGCGACGACGGGUACUUUGCUGAGCCGGGUGAUUAUUGCGUUCCAGGUUGCUCUCAGUUCUCUCAAUACAUGUGUUUCGGGUGUUUCAUCACUUCCACGAGUACUGCUCCUGCAUGCAGCAGCGCCUUCAUGAUAGUCCUGUUGGUGUCAGCGUUGCUGCGGUGA